Penicillium riverlandense is the source of this 2109-nucleotide messenger RNA. RefSeq names its product ChAPs family protein. Gene Ontology annotation, biological process: Golgi to plasma membrane transport. Gene Ontology annotation, cellular component: exomer complex. The record is from RefSeq and is a predicted model, not a curated record. The transcript is spliced from 6 exons. The coding region runs from base 1 to 2109 and encodes 702 amino acids. Lineage: Eukaryota; Fungi; Ascomycota; Eurotiomycetes; Eurotiales; Aspergillaceae. Gene Ontology annotation, molecular function: protein binding.
AUGGUUGCGCCCGCUGUCCCCGAGAUCCAUGAGGAGGAGGAUCUCUAUGUUGCGGUCGAUGCGCGAACAGAGUCGUUACAGAGCUUGCGGGAAUUAGGUCCCCCAGACCUAGUGUAUCUGGUCAAGCAACACAAAACCAGUGGAACCCGACAGACCGGCGUGUACCACCAUGUCACCGGAAUCGACGCUUCAUCCUCGGCCAGUUUGGCAGCCUACGUGAACACAUUGACCUUCUCGCCCCUCGACAAAACACACAAGGUGGUUUCAGGAAUCUACUGUUGCUACAACGCCUUUUCGCAUCUCGACAUGCGGGUCGAAGUCAAGAUCCCCGGAAGCUUGGAGAGCUACUGCAUUGACGAGCGCGGUGACAAGCGUGUGGCGACAGAGGCACUUUGGCUGGAAACUUUCCUCUGUGCUGUCCUUCGCGCCUACUUGUAUGCCGAUGAUGGAAGUGGAGAUGCGAUCAAGAAGAUUGUGGGAGUGCGGCGGUUCAAUCCGGUCACAAACACGGAGAUGGAACACAAAUUCUUGGAGGCGGCAGAGAAACUAUUCUUUAUGGGUAAGUUGGCCAUUCUCUAUUCACCAAGUCUAGCUGACAAGCCUCCAGGACGGCAAUUGAGCUCCGAUCCCGAAACCCAAGUCCCGAACACCGUGAGCAACCACUUGACCUCGGGUCUCCUAAAAUAUAUCCACACAACUGGACGCUACACAUCUGGGAUCAACCUGUUCGAGAAGCUCCGGACUCGGGAUGUGGAGGUGUCGUCACUUCUGGCGAAGGUUCAGAUGAUGGCAGACGAGGAAGUACAAGCUGUGCGGUUGAUGUAUGACGCUCUGCAAGAUGUGCCGAUGGACUACGCUCUGCUUGAUGAGCAGGCCUCGUUCUGCCAAAGCAAAGGAGAAGGCGAGAUGGCCUUGGAAUGCGCCAAGCGAGCUGUCACUGCUGCGCCGAGCGAGUUCACUACCUGGGCUCGUUUGGCAGAAGUCUACGUCAGUCUGGAGCAGUGGGACCUUGCACUUUUGACUCUCAAUUCCUGCCCCAUGUUCACAUAUCAGGACAAGGAUACCCCGCGUAUGCCACAGCCGUCUCGCAUCAUGCUUCCGAUCCUCGCGGAGAGUAUUCUGGAUGAAAUUGACGAAGGCCAGCCGAAGCAGGGUGACCCCCAUGACUAUGUCCACCCAUCUCUCCGGAAAUUGCACGCAGCCGGCUAUCAAGGCACGUUCCUCAAGGCCUACAAUCUGCUGACCAAGGUCGCUGCCGCAAUUGGUUGGGAUCAACUGCUCAAGGUCCGUAGCGAAGUUUUUGUGAUGGAAGAGGAGUAUCGUGUUGAGCGGAAGCAUGUCCCCAAACCUGCCGAGACGCUAGAUGCGGAGACGAAUGGCGACGGCGCUGAAAAGGAUGAGGAAGAAGAAGACACCGGCUCUGUGUCUGGUCCCGGGCCCGCUCAGGAGCCUGCCGAGGAAACUCCCAGCGGCAACGGGGAAAGAAACCAGCCCGAGACGUCAAUCGAGCGACCCGAGCAAACGGUGGCAUCCGAAGUCGUCAAGUCUGGCAACGACGAUCCGGUUGGCGACCCAUCACACGAGACGUACUCGCAGUUCCGCAACAAGCGCCUGUGCGAGCGUUGGCUGGACAACCUGUUCAUGGUUCUCUACGAAGACCUUCGCAUCUACACCAUCUGGCGGACGGAGAUGGCCCAGUUCCGGCAACAGGCAAUGGAAUACAAGAAGUCGGCGACGGAGUGGGAGAUUCUUGGCGAGCUUGCGGAGCGCCUGGACCACUUUGACGAAAGCAUCGAAGCCUAUCAGAACUGUCUUGCCAUCCGGUUCUCUCCAAAAGCGAUGCGCGGGCUGCUGAAGCUGUACGAGCAGCAGAACGACACGCGUGGGAUGCUGGGUGCUUUGAUUCGUCUGAUUGCCUGGCAGUAUCGGUGGUACUCCGAGUUCUCGCCUGAGCUCUUGUUCAUGGUCCGCAAACUCAUCGAGGAUGAAGGCGCCGUCAAGGUCCGAAGCAUUGUCCAGGCUACCAACCUGCCGCAGCCUGUUCUGGACCUCACGCAUCAGUACUGUCAGCUCUGUGCCAUGUUCCGCAGCAGCGGUAGCGAUGCUUGA